Bipolaris oryzae ATCC 44560 is the source of this 831-nucleotide messenger RNA. RefSeq lists its product as uncharacterized. The record is from RefSeq and is a predicted model, not a curated record. NCBI's taxonomy places the organism in Eukaryota, Fungi, Ascomycota, Dothideomycetes, Pleosporales, Pleosporaceae. Gene Ontology annotation, biological process: regulation of G protein-coupled receptor signaling pathway. The transcript has 2 exons. Bases 1 to 831 code for a protein of 276 amino acids.
AUGAAUCCGUCCACCUCAGCCGCUCAAGACGAAUUCAACGAGCUUCUUCGUGACAAGGACCACGACGACAGACAUCCUGAAGACCGCCACGACGACAGCGACGUCUCCGAACCAGAGUCCCCUGGUGCUGCCGCCGACUACCUCGAGAAGAUUGACACCGACGACGAACUCGACAUUCCCGCCGACAUGCGCGCCAACUACUACAUGCCCAACCGCCGCUCAGAGGCCAACACGGGCCCCAAGGGUGUCAUUGCCGAUGCCCAGGCCUUUGAGCAGGCCAAGAAGCAAGCAAGACGCUUUACCUGGAAGAAGAACUCCCCGCCUACAUCCUACACCGUCUCCGCCUACCAUGACGACAAGGCCUCGAGCGAUGAAGAUACUGACGAGGGCUUUAUGCGCCAAUGGCGUGAGGCCAGGCUCAAGGAGCUGCAGAAUGUCGGCGAGAAGAUGCGGUCAAGGACAAAUAGCCCUAGCCGUCGUGUAUACGGUACCAUGCCGCUAGUUGAUGGUGAGGGGUACCUUGAUGCCGUCGACAAGACCGCCUCGGCUACAACAGUUGUCGUCUUCAUCUACAACACCGACGUAUGCACACUUCACGCUCAAGUUUCCAAGCUGUUUGAAGUCACCAUGCGCGAGGUAGCAAAGCGCAAUGACACUGUCCGCUUUGUCAAGAUGGACAACUCCGACGCAGAGAUCGAGGACGCUGGUGUACCUGCAAUCCUGGCAUAUAGAGGCGGCGAAAAGUUCGCUGACAUUCUUGCACUUGUCGACCAGUUUCCUGAUGACUGCGAGCUCAGUGCUAUCAGCCUUGAAACAGUCAUGAGGCAGUAA